GCGUUAGGACAAGUCGGGCCAGGAGGCUUUUGAGCAAGUGAGUAGAAAAGCCAUUCAGAUUUUUCACGACUCGCCUUAUCUGUGUGUUUUAACACACGCAGGAGACUCCUGUGUAUGAAUUCUAUCAAUUACCUGGAACAACAUUUUACAUAUUUACUUAUCUUCAUGUUCGACUUCGCUUUUGGUUCUUGAAUAUUGACUUUACAAUAGAUUUCAGCGAUUGGAUUUGUGUAUGGGUUGUAUGGGUCGCUGCACCUGAAACCACCAUUUGAUUCCCAUCAUCGACAGACCUUAAUGCUCAAGGAACGCGAAUGAGUGUGGGUCACUGGACGUACGGAAUUACAAGUUGCAUUUGGAGAAGAGGGUUGAAAAUUGAACAAGGCGCUUCGGCUGCGCAAGGAAACGAAGACAGGACUAAAACAGCGAUGAGAAGUAUCGCCUGUAUCAACAUGUUCUUGUGAGGAUGGUGUGCCGAGAGCUGAAGAAAGAUCUUUGAUGUUCAACAAUCAUUCAUUUAGGCGCACGUUUUGAUUAUUUUUGUCCUGUUUCCACUCGUCUCGGGGGAGACGAGGAGCAAACUGCAGAGAAAGAGUGACAGAGGGAAUGGGAGAGAGACCAAGCAGAAUCCUAACAGAUAACAACACGAGAGACAGGAGAAGACAUAUAAUCGUUAGAUAUUCUAUUGAAAUAUUUCAAUAAACCAUUUGUUAUAAACGGAUAAUAUUUUUUAAGCGGCAUCAGUUUGUCUGGAAGGACUUGCAUUGAAACGGCAGGAGGACCAUAAACACAAGUCAUGGAUUUGGCAUAGCGCGUACUCUACGGAGACACUGAAAUAGGCUAUUUUUCUAUUUGAUACAUUUUCACCGUGGCCUUUCAUUGUGGACGUAAACUUCUUUUCAGUGAAUCGAAAUAUUUAUUUUCUGUUGGCUCUUUUCCUUUGGGGUGUUUUUAUCCAUGCCAGUGCCUACAACACCUAUCCCCUAACAGCAAACCACCUACAGCCUACAUCAGGCUUCAACGUUUUGCUCCGGAGAGUCUAGUCCUUUUACCUUUGGGAAACAGAAUCCCUUGGCAUUGAUGGGGGCGAGAAAACGGGAUUUUGCUUUUGAAAUGGAGAGUCGGAGCUGUGGGAAUGGAUGGGGAAUUCUGCUAAUAUUCCUAGUGGAUUUACUUGGAAUCUCUGCGACCAACAUGGAGCCCAUCUACUGGAAUUCCCUGAACAAAAGAUUUGCGGACGAUCAGGGCUACGUUUUGUACCCCCAGAUUGGGGACCGCCUGGACCUCAUCUGCCCGCGAGCGGACAUCCCCGGCCCCAACAGCCCGGCCGAGUACGAGUUCUACAAGCUGUACCUGGUGUCGUCCAGAGAGCAGGCGGACCGCUGCGAGGUGACCGGCUCGCCGAACCUGCUGCUGACCUGCGACAAGCCCACCGGGGACACACGCUUCACCAUCAAGUUCCAGGAGUACUCGCCCAACCUGUGGGGCCACGAGUUCAAGACCCUGCACGACUACUUCAUCAUCGCCACCUCAGACGGAACACGCCAGGGCUUGGAGAGCAUGCGAGGGGGUGUGUGUGCCACGCAGGGCAUGAAGGUGGUCCUUAAAGUGGGGCAGAGCCCCUAUGGACUUCCACCGAAACCAGCCAAACCUGACGGACGCACCAACUCCAGGAGCCCAGGCGGUAACGGCACGUAUCCCAGAGGUCCGGGCAGCGAGGGCGAGAACGGUCCGCUCCCGGCGUCCAACAUCCCGCUGAUCGCCGGGGCGGCGGGCGGCUCGGCCUUCCUGCUGCUGGUCAGCGCGGUCAUCUGCGCCGUGUGCUACCGCCGGCGGCACGCCAAGCACUCCGAGUCGCACCACCCGCCCCUGUCCCUCUCCUCGCUGACCAGUCCCAAACGCGGCGGGGUCGGCGGCGGGGUCGGCGGGGUCGGCCUCGGAGGUCACCUGGGCAGUCACCUGGGCAGUCACCUGGGCGGGGGCCACGGCCACGGCGGAGGCGGCAGCGGCAACAACAACGGCUCGGAGCCCAGCGACAUCAUCAUCCCGCUGCGGACUUCGGACUCGGCGUACUGCCCGCACUACGAGAAGGUGAGCGGGGACUACGGGCACCCCGUCUACAUCGUCCAGGAGAUGCCCCCGCAGAGCCCCGCCAACAUCUACUACAAAGUGUGA
Molecule: messenger RNA, 2172 nt
Organism: Sardina pilchardus (European sardine)
Lineage: Eukaryota; Metazoa; Chordata; Actinopteri; Clupeiformes; Clupeidae
Gene: efnb3b
Product: ephrin-B3b
Exons: 5
Coding region: 1078-2172 (364 amino acids)
Biological process (GO): ephrin receptor signaling pathway; axon guidance
Cellular component (GO): plasma membrane
Molecular function (GO): ephrin receptor binding
Source: RefSeq, a predicted model, not a curated record